This is a messenger RNA of Nilaparvata lugens (brown planthopper), 3587 nucleotides long. RefSeq lists its product as uncharacterized. Lineage: Eukaryota; Metazoa; Arthropoda; Insecta; Hemiptera; Delphacidae. The record is from RefSeq and is a predicted model, not a curated record. The coding region runs from base 3 to 3071 and encodes 1022 amino acids. The transcript has 22 exons.
AAAUGCGCUUUAAUGAAAGAAUCGAUACAGCUCAUGCAAUAAGUCAAGGCUACGAUGCAAUAAGUAAGAAUGAAAUUCAACCACGCUUCAUCGAUCGCAUACCAAAGAGAGCACAUAAUAGCAAAGAUAACUAUAGGUCUGGCACUACUGAACACUAUUCGAUACUCACCAUAAAUCAAGCUGGUACAGCAACAGUCAAUUUUACUAUGGAACCUUAUGCAAAACUUCAAGCGGAGGAACUAUUACUUGUGUGCCAACCAAGCGCGGUCACGGAAAAUAUUCCACCUUAUUUUGAUGUGAGGAAUGAUGAUGGUCAAGAACGGGUAAUAAAUAACAAGAAUGACAGUACUCUGGAUUCCAAAUAUUUCACAAAUUUUGUUUGGAAGUCUUGGUCUUGCAAAGCAUCACAAUCAGAACAAAAUGGACAGACAAAAGAGUUCACAAGAGUUAUAACCGAGCGGGAUGUCAAUACUGAUGCAGCCGACUAUAAUUCUCUCAAAAGAAUUGUGUACUCACCUUCGGAUAAUGCUUGGUUUGACCUACUGUCGAGUGCAGAUCAUACAUAUAAAAUCAAACUUGAAGGAAUCAGAUACUACCAGCAUAAUGCGGCGUUGAAAGAUCCUAUCGAUUUUGAUGGAUAUUCCAUACUUGAAGAUGCACAAUCAUCACACACCAAUAACAUUUGGAAGAGCGGAACCAAAACUCUCGAGGAAUUACCUUCAUCAAAAGUGGCUGUGUAUACCGAUCAUACAACAGAGGUGUAUUACGAUUUGAAUGAAGGACGGAGCUAUAUGCUUCACUUACCUGGAGAUCAAGCAUCUGCAGCAUGGAAUGCGAAAAAGAUUUUGAGAAUCGGCACAAAAUGGAAGGAGCCUAUCACAUUGACAGCAGGAAGUUCAAAUAUGCAAUGUCAUGAAGAGGAGGCUGCUAAAUUUUCUAGCGAUGACAGUAGCAACUUCCUGCACACUCUAGUUCAAAUAUAUUCUCAAGGAAACAAUGAGGAAGUUGAAGAUACAUUGCAUCAUGGAAAUACAAGAGUAUGGAUUUGUUCUGAUAACGAGAAAACGAUUCUACGAGUCAAGAAUAACUUCAUACUUGAGUCAACCAAUGUUGAAAAUAUAAAAACUAUUGAAUAUUUUGAUGGAGUUGCUGUCUUUUCUGGUGAGCUGGAUGGAAGAGAUGUAUUUGAAAUAGCAGAAGUCAAAUAUCUCAAUUUUACUGACAAAAACGUUGUGAAGUAUGUGGGUCCACUAGUGUUUCCUUCGAAUUCGAGCUCAGAUGUUCUAGGACUUUACCCGAUUCACUUAUCGGGAGACGUGGCGAUACAAGAUGUGAAAUAUAUUUUGAGUGGCAAAGAAUACUGCAAAACCAAUUUUGAUGGUUACUUUGGAGAAACUUUGGAAAUAGGAGGAACAUAUGAUAGUCUAAUUGUAGAUGGCAAAGAAGCCAAAGGAUCUGGAUUCAAGAUAAAGUGCGUUCAGAUGACAGAAGAUGAAGUCUCAAGGUUUGAGAUGAAGGUUUCAAAUGAAGGUUUCAAGGAUCAGUUGCUACCAAAAGUCGUUUUACUUAAAAGAAAUGAAGGAGUUAAGGAAAUUCUUCCGACCAAACUGGAUAAAGAAAAGUUGAAAAUCGAAUUUGAUUUCUCACAACGAUUAUGGAACUGUUCAGAGGUAGCAGCACCCACAGGACGUACUGCAGAGAUUUUGUACAGAGUAAGGAGUAGAAUGAGAGUGAAAGCAGCUGAGAUAAGUAGAUUCUAUCAUCGAGAUGAAGUCGAAGUCAUGCUUGAGAAUGGGGAAGCUGAAAUAGAACAUAUCAUGUAUCUGUCAGAGAAUUCGACAACGUACAGAGCAGUCCAAUUUGAGGGUCUAGUUAUUCUUCCCAGAGAUGAAAUGACUGACAGGGUCACUUUCAAAUACCAUCUCGAUCAACCAAUUCUUCAGUUUGAAGCUUUCAAUGCAACACAAGGAAUUACUAUUGAAGUCACAUCUCAGUGGAAUCAAGAGAUUGAAAAUAUUGAUGGGGAAAUUGUAACAUGUGAGAUGCAUAAGGACAGUCCUGUUAGGCCUGCUACUCACAAGGAGACGGAGAUUUUAGUCAAUGAUAACAGUGAUACUGAAAACCCAACGCAUACAUGGAAAGUGAUGGACUCAACGUUGAAAACCUUCUUUGAAACUAAAAUAUAUGAGGAGUGGAGUUGCAAAAACAAGGAUUAUGAGUUUUCUAGAGUAGUGAAUAAGCUGAUUACAACGAGGGACGACAUUCGGGUUUAUUACCCAGCUGGAGUGAAGGUUGGAGUAUUGAGCAUCUACAACAAUAGAAAAGCUCUUCAAAUAGCACAAGUAAAAUUCUUCAAAGAACUUCAACCAAUCAAGUACAUUGGAAAAUUGAGGCUAGUGAGGAAGACUGUGGUAGGCGCUGAGGAAUUCCUUGGAUCUUUCCACAAUGAUGUAGAAACGCGCUCUCUGAAUUCGGAGCCAAGUGGAAAUAUCACUUGGACAUUGGACAGUAUGAGGUUCUGCGCUUCCAAUGAUAUUGGAGAGACAAAUACUUCAACUGAUAGAAUAAAAUUUAAUGUUCAGCAAGGUCAUUUGCAGACAUAUUAUAUACCGGAGAAUAAAAAAUCAAAUAGGAUCUUCCAACUCGGACGAUUUUGGACCAAGGAGCUUAAUCCCACAGGAGAAAUGAUGAAGUGUUAUGCAUUCAAAUGGGAUGAACACAAGCCAAGGUACACUCCUAGAGUUGCUGAGUACAUUGACCAACAGCUUUAUUCCCUGACUCGAGAUGAAUUUGAUGAGCUAUUCACUAUCAAUGAUAUUAAAGUUUGGCUUUGCACCAACAAAGAAGAUGAAUUUUUGAAAGUAUACACAGUAUAUGAGAGUACAACACUUCCAUUUGCUGUGAGAUACACUGAUGGCAUAAAAGUGGAAAUGCAAAAUAGAGGAGAAGGUGCUGCUGAUAAAAAAGCACUUGUAAUACACGAGACUGUUUACUUGGAUACAAUGUCCUCUCUCGUUUACAAAUAUGAUGCUACAAAUCCUUUGAAGGAGUAUGUCGUUGAAUCAGCUUGAAAGCUCCAGAGAGCGAAGAAUCUUGUAGAAAGGAAGUUGGGGGAAAAGAGUAAUAAUUUCAAAAAGAAGGAUAACAACGAAAUUAUUGGAUAUACACUAUCCGAAAUUAUAUUAUUAUCAUAUUGUAUAAAAAAUUUCAACAUUCAAUCAUUGUACUGUAUCUUCGAAACAGAACUGAAUCAAUCUCUGCGUCUAAAACGGCUUGUGGGCCUGUUGCUACUAACUGGCGGGUAAAUAAUUAUCCUACAAGUUUCUAUAAGCUGUCUCACAUAACUAAAAAGCAAUUUCGAGGGGAAUAUAAUGGAUAUUAUUGAGAAGAGAAAACUAUCAUUGAGACUUUUAUUUCAAGGGAGAAGUAUUUAGUAUGGAGUAUAAGACCUCUCAAAUGCUUGAUUUCAGAUGCUUCCAAAGAUAAUAAAUUAUGUCAGUAUAUUAUUUGUUGAACUAGUGUAUCAAUUAUCCAGUUCUGUUAUAUCAUUUGCUUAUUAUUAUCAUAUUAUAUGAUUUAGCAGGUCA